Molecule: messenger RNA, 1608 nt
Organism: Botrytis byssoidea
Lineage: Eukaryota; Fungi; Ascomycota; Leotiomycetes; Helotiales; Sclerotiniaceae
Exons: 2
Coding region: 1-1608 (535 amino acids)
Biological process (GO): lipid metabolic process
Molecular function (GO): phosphoric diester hydrolase activity
Source: RefSeq, a predicted model, not a curated record
AUGUCCCACUUAUCACCCUGUCAUGGCACCGAAGCUACUGUGAUGUAUGAUGAAAUGACGGAAAUGUUAAAUGGUUCCAUACGGAAUUCUCAUGAUGAUGAUAUCCAAGCUUCAAAUCAUUCAUCUAGAUUCUUAACUCGUUCUAGUUCACCAAUGGAGAAAUCAAGAAAACCAGCAGAUUCUUUCGAAUAUUCGGAUACACCGACUCUUCGAGGUGAAUUCAUAUCAAGACCGAGGAAUUCGAAUCAGACGAGUAGGGCGAGUAGGGCGAGAUAUUGGUUAAAUAAGAUGACUUUAAAGAGUAGGAGGAAAUCAUCAUUUGAUGAACAUGAAGGAUUUGAAGAUUUCAAUACAGAUACAACUUCAGAUAUUGGUGAUGGGUUAUUGACGGGUUUACAUAAAACGACCAGACGGCAAACGAGAAAGAAUGGAAUAUUCAAUUAUUUCGUCUUUGGGGGGAUAAGUGGUCUAGGAAUAUUAUCAAUUCUUCUUUUCACGAAUCUUAUACUCGGGGCCGCAACAUUAUUUUGGGGUCAUGAUAUUGAUGAUGUUUUGAGAAAUUGGGGGAAAUCUGGAACAGGAACAGAAAAUUUGGCUUGGUAUCCAACCGACUUCACACGAGAUAUAAACCCUAUUCCAUGUCAUUCGCACAAUGAUUAUUGGAGGCGAGUACCAUUAUUCGAUGCAUUAAGAGCAGGAUGUACAGGAGUGGAGGCUGAUGUUUGGCUUUUUGACAAUGAUUUAUACGUUGGACAUAAUACUGCAUCAUUACAACGAAAUCGAACAUUUCAAUCCCUCUACAUUAACCCUCUUGUCGAAAUUCUCGAACGACAAAAUCCAACCACUGAUUUCUACAAUGGAACAAAUCAUGGAGUUUUUGAUGCGGAUGAUGGGAAAUCCCUAACACUUUUAGUGGAUUUAAAAACUGAUGGUGCAGAAACAUGGGAAUGGGUCCUCCAACAACUCGAACCAUUACGAAAACGUGGAUGGCUUUCUUACAUGGAGAAUGACACUUUACAUACUCGACCUAUUACUGUUGUUGGAACGGGUAAUACACCAUUCGAUGUCCUUACGAAGAAUUCAACAUAUCGCGAUGCCUUUUUUGACGCGCCACUUGAAACAAUGUGGGAACCAAAACAUGUUACUGAGGAAAUGAAAGAUUGGUCUAAUAUUGAAGACGAUUCAUCAGGAGAAGAUCUAGAUGAAGAUGAAGAAAAUGCAGAGGAACAGAUCUCAGAAACUUCUACCUCGAUACCGAUUCCAGCGAGAAAACCUAUGCCGAUUCCUCAUAAGAAACCAAAUAAUGGACAGGGUAUGUCUGGUGUAUCACCAGAUACUGAUUUUAAUCCUCUAAACUCAUAUUACGCAUCUGUUUCUUUUCACAAAGCAGUGGGUACGGUAUGGAGAGGAAGGCUAAGUCCUAAACAAAUGAAGAUCAUUCGUGGGCAACUUAGAGGGGCACAUAGAAGGGGACUGAAGGCUAGAUAUUGGGAUCUGCCAAGUUGGCCGAUUGGGCUAAGAAAUCAUAUUUGGGAUGUUCUUGUUAAAGAAGGAGUUGAUUACCUGAAUGUAGAUGAUUUGAGAGCGGCAGCAAAACAAGUCUGGUGA